AUGGAUUACGAUGCGUACGACGCCUUGCUCCACCACAUCUUUAAACAGACCCAAGGAGAUGCCUGGUUCAAGCCGUCGGAGAACAUCCACGCCGGCGUCUGCCUCCGAGUCGACAACGGCCUCUUCCGCGUCUUCCCGUACGAGAACCCCCACCUCGAGCCCUUCGAGGCCGCGGUCCGCUCCAUCAACCCUGUUGUCGCCGUCAAGCUCCGGAGCGCCGCCAUCCACGCCGCGCUCGCCACUGUGCGACCCGACGCGGACGCAAUACACGUCGACGACAACACACGGAUCCAGAUCGUCGACUCCAUGUGCCUCCUCUCGGGGGCCGACAAAGAGCAGUGCGGCGCGUUCAUCCGCGACGAGCGCGUGCUCGUCGUCUGGUCCUACCAGCUCGACUCCAUCAUCCCCACCUGCGGCGACUUCGAGGACAAGCUGAUCAAGCUCGUCUGGAACCGCCGCUCCGCCAACAUCUCGAUCGCAUCCGCCGACGACCUCGCGGCGUCAACCGGCGCGUCGGACGCCACGCUCAAGGAGAAGGCGUCCCAGUCGGCAGAAACGAAGGAGGUCGCCGGCGCCGCGGAGGGUGCGGCUGCGCGCGCGCAGAAGCCCAAGAAGAAGCGCUUCUGGGGCCUGGCCUACUUCGUCACCGACAAGGACGACGUCGAGAAGACCGCGGUGGGCCCUUCGCCACGCCCGGUGAGGCUCUUCGCCCCCUUCUACAACGGUCUGGGGGUCGCAUUGUCUUUCUUCUUCAUCUCGACCGGCAUCGCUGUCUUGCUGCAGGAGUCGCUCCUAGAUGGCAAUUGGGCUCGGUGGGGUCUAGUUGCUACUACGCCGUUUCUCUUCUGCGUGUCGCUCUUCUUCUGUUGUCAGAUCAUCGGUGCUGUGUCCUUCUGCAUUGGUCCCGUUGCGCAGUACCACCAGAACUCCAAGUACUACUCAGCCAUCAAGCCCGCGCCGAAUAAAGUCGUCGACACCAACCUGCCUCACAUAACCAUCCAGAUGCCCGUGUACAAGGAAAGCUUAAAUGAGACCAUCGCGCCCUCAGUGUACUCGCUCAAGAAGGCCAUGCAGACUUACGCGCGCCAGGGCGGCACCUCCUCGAUCUUCAUGAACGAGGACGGCAUGCAGCUUCUCUCGGACGAGGAGCGCCAGACGCGCAUCGCCUUCUACGCAGACCACAACAUCGGCUGGAAGGCGUCGAACAUGAACUUCGGCCUCGACCUCUCCCUCAAGCUCGAAAGGCACCUCGCGUCGCUCGAAGCGCUCCAGGCCGCGGGCGGCGCCCUCACGCCCCUGCGCGCCGACCGCGACUCCCAGGACGCCGCCGCCCCCGCGCCCGAAGAGACCCUCGAGGACCGCGCGCUCGCGCUCGCGAUCGAGGAGGUCGCCGCGGAGAGCGGCGGGCGCUGGCGGGCGUGGGCCGCCAACGGGCGCUCCAUCCGCGUGGGCGAGAUCAUCCUCAUCGUGGACUCGGACACGAUCGUGCCGGAAGACUGCCUGCGGGACGCCGCGCGCGAGCUGGCGGAGUGCCCCGACGUCGCGAUCGUCCAGCACGAGUCGGACGUGAUGCAGGUCGCGCACCACUACUUCGAGAAUGGGAUCGCGCACUUCACGCGCCGGAUCAACAAGUGCAUCUCCAUGGGCUGCGCGAACGGCGAGGUCGCGCCCUUCGUCGGGCACAACGCGUUCCUGCGGUGGAGCGCGCUCCAGGACGCGGCGUUCGUCGACGAGGCGGACGGGAAGAAGAAGAUCUGGUCCGAGUCGAACGUCUCUGAGGACUUCGACAUGGCUCUGCGCUUGCAGCUCUCGGGCUACAUGAUCCGUUGGGCGACGUACUCUGACGGGGGCUUCAAGGAGGGCGUGUCGUUGACGUGCGACGAUGAAUUAAAUCGGUGGCAAAAAUAUUCGUAUGGUUGCAACGAGCUCAUCUUCCACCCACUCAUCGAUUGGUGGCGCAAGGGCCCGAUUACCAAGCAGCUCCGCACGUUCCUCUGGUCUGGUGCUCCUAUGCACUAUAAGAUCAGCAUGAUGGCCUACAUGUUCUCGUACUAUGGCCUCUCUGCGUCUGCGCUACUCUCCGUCCUCAACUACUUCCUCCUUGGGUGGGGCUUCCCGGUGGAUGGCUUCUACGAGCGCAGUUUCGAGAUCUGGCUGGCGUGUACUGUCGUUUUCCCCGGCGCCGGUAAUAUCGGCUUCACCCUCCUCGAAUACCGCCUGGGUCAACGCAACAUCCUCCCGUCGCUCAUCGAGAACAUCACCUGGGUCCCAUUCUUCUUCUUCUUCUUCGGUGGCCUGAGCAUCCACCUCUCUCAAGCCCUCCUCGCCCACCUCUUCUCGUACAACAUCACCUGGGGCGCAACGAAGAAGGAAGUCGAGCGGUCCAACUUCUGGCUGGAAGUGCCCAAGAUCCUCAAGCGUUUCUGGCUCUCCUUCGUCCUCAGCCUUUCCUUCUGCGUCAUCAUGAUCGUCUUCACCACCGACGUCGUCCCCAUUGGCUGGCGCAUCUUCAACUGGGAGUGGGCCGUGAUUCUACCUCUCGGUCUCGUCGCCGGCUGCCAUAUCGCGUUCCCGAUCGUCCUCAAUCCGUGGUUCAUGAUCUUUUCAUACUAA
Molecule: messenger RNA, 2613 nt
Organism: Epithele typhae
Lineage: Eukaryota; Fungi; Basidiomycota; Agaricomycetes; Polyporales; Epitheliaceae
Product: glycosyl transferase family group 2-domain-containing protein
Exons: 15
Coding region: 1-2613 (870 amino acids)
Source: RefSeq, a predicted model, not a curated record